Molecule: messenger RNA, 1671 nt
Organism: Candidozyma duobushaemuli
Lineage: Eukaryota; Fungi; Ascomycota; Pichiomycetes; Serinales; Metschnikowiaceae
Exons: 1
Coding region: 1-1671 (556 amino acids)
Source: RefSeq, a predicted model, not a curated record
AUGGCCGAGGACAAGAAGUUAGGUGUUACCCAUAGCAUAAGGGAAAAGCUAAAUUUUCAGGACGAGCGGCUCUGGAAACGGUUUCUGGCCCGGCGGCUCGAGCUCAUAGAUACUUUGGAUCUCAGCUCGAAAAAGGCUAGUGAGCAAGAGGACGAGAUUAGAAAGGUUGCAGAGAUCUUGCGCUUGGAGUUCAAGUUCGACGUUCAGUUUUUUGAGGAUUUCGACAAGCUCGUGCGUGCUGCCGUCCAGAGUGUUCGCCGGAACCGGAAAAGAUCCACAAAGCUGAAACGAAAUGGAGCAUCCAAAAGACAGAGGGUUUCGUCCGAGGGCUCUUCGGAUGUCAAACAGGAAACCACCACCCCGGAGCCAAACGGCCACGACAGCGAUCGCUUCCUCUCGGAAAUCACUAGACUUAAUACAGACGGAAACGACGAGGUGUACGACAUGAACUACUCGAGAACAAAAGCCAUCACGAACCACGACCAGUCCCGAGCCGCCAUAGGCUCCAUUAUUCAGCCCUUGCUGAGCAAAUUCGAGUCUCGACCUCACCUCGGCGUGAUGCUCCCUCCUUUGCCUAGCAUUCCCACUUCUUGUCUGUCACAAGCUGAGAAUGAAAAAGAGCUCCAGGCCAUCAGAAUAGCGCUUUUGCUCCUAAUGAAAAGAUCCAGGCUGUGCUUGGAGUCCACGACAAAAACAAGAAAUGAGUUUCUCCGGGGCUUGGGCCAGAACUCCAUAGGCGCUAUAGCCGCCUUGAUGUUUGAGAAGUCCUUCAUCAACCUCAACCAGACAUCCAUAGACUAUCUUCUGGAAAAACUACUUCUGCAUCCCUUCCUAGCCCAAUUCUACCGGAGCUUGGAACCCGACUCGCAUGUGAACAAGUCUCUCGACGACGAGACGGCCUCGUUGACCUUACAGACCCUUGUUGGCUGCUGCAUCAAAGACUUUGGCUUUGAUCGUAUAUUGUACCCGCUUGGUGAAGCAUUUUACCGGAGCAUUCUUCUAGAGUAUCCUUUGGUUCUGAACUCCUCAAAACCAUUUCUUAGGACAGAGAUUGAGAACUCUCAGCAGACUCCAGACCCAGAGAUCUCACAAAGUGGCAACUUCUCGCUCACUAAUUUGGCCGCAGUGGCAACCGAGCUUAGAAGUCACGCAAGAGCUUCUUCUGAGCUUGAUUCCGAUAAAAAGCUGGUGGUGCUUCGAUUCUUGUCCUCCUCUCUUGAGUUCACAUAUCCGACCAGAAACUCAGCACCACCUCGUUUUGUGGAGAUCAUGGAGAACGCCACACAAGCAUUCAAGCUCAAUGGCACCCAAAUCUAUGGACUUCGCAAUUGCAAAACUGGUGCUUACGUUAGUUCAGACUUCGACCUCGAGAAUAUCUUUGGCAAGGAGGACAACAUUGAGCUCGAGAUUUUCCCUCAAAGAAUCCCCAGCAUUCCAACAUAUGAGAUGGCUAAUACAGUCACGCUGUCAAGGUACUCUGACGACUCGCCAAGGAUAAUUUUGCCCCCACCUUUCAAACCAACUCCCUCCAUUCCAUCAUCAAUACCGGCAGCUAUUCCUGAGCCAAGAUUGCCACAGCCACAGCAACCCUCGUCGCCCAUUGUCCAAAACAAUGUGCAGCAGCUGAGACCUAGAACGCCUCUUCUUCCGAAAUUUCAGCCUCUUUUAUAG